AUGUCCUUCCAGCAGAACCAGCAGCAGUGCCAGCCCCCUCCCAAGUGCCCCUCACCCAAGUGUCCCUCACCCAAGUGCCCCCCCAAGAGCCCAGCACAGUGUCCGCCUGCGGCCUCUGGCUGUGCUGUGAGCUCAGGAGGGUGUGCUGGCCCCAGCUCUGAGGGCGGCUGCUUCCUGAGCCACCACAGGCACCACAGGUCCCACCGAUGCCGUCGCCAGAGCUCCGACUCCUGUGAUGGUGGCCGUGGUCAGCAGUCUGGGGGCCCUGGCUGUGGCCACAGCUCUGGGGGCUGUUGCUGACCUGGAUCCUGAUGACGAGACAAGGGAUUUCAGAGGAAAUAAGAAUCCAGAGUCCACGGAAGCCCCGUCCUGACGCACCUUUCCCAGAUACCCUGCUCUGGCUCCCACAGGCUGGGCGGGGGGCUCCUGCCCAGGGUCCAAACUUCCCCAGAAGGUCUUUCUGUCUGAAGUCAGUGUCUCACAGUCCCCAGCCCUGCUGAGGAGUGGUAGCAGCUGUCCUUGAUU
Molecule: messenger RNA, 525 nt
Organism: Marmota monax (woodchuck)
Lineage: Eukaryota; Metazoa; Chordata; Mammalia; Rodentia; Sciuridae
Product: late cornified envelope protein 3D-like
Exons: 1
Coding region: 1-300 (99 amino acids)
Biological process (GO): epidermis development
Source: RefSeq, a predicted model, not a curated record